Symbiodinium sp. CCMP2592 is the source of this 2169-nucleotide messenger RNA. NCBI's taxonomy places the organism in Eukaryota, Dinophyceae, Suessiales, Symbiodiniaceae. The record is from the annotation of a GenBank genome assembly.
AUGGCGGAGUCCACCCACGAUCACCUCUUCAAGCUGCUCAUCAUCGGCGACUCGGGAGUUGGGAAGUCCUCCAUCCUGCUCCGCUUCUGCGACGAUGAGUUCAACGAGAAGCAGGCGUCCACCAUUGGCGUCGAUUUCAAGACCAAGUUCUUACAAGUCAGGGGCAAGAAGCUCAAGCUUGCGCUUUGGGACACUGCAGGGCAGGAGCGCUUCCGAACCCUCACUUCCUCGUACUAUCGAGGAGCCCAGGGAAUCAUCCUUUGCUACGACUGCACCCAACGGAGUAGCUUCGAGCACGUGAAGUUCUGGCAGGACGAGGUCAGGAAGUACUCCACCAACCAGGACGCCAUCUUAAUGCUCGUCUCAAACAAGGUCGACCUGGCUGACCAGCAGGUAACCCGAACUGAGGGCGAGGAGUUCGCAUUUGCCAACUCGAUGAUGUUCAUUGAGACUAGCGCUAAAACCAGGCCAGUGCAGAUUCAUGUUCAGCGCAAGCAGCGACCUUCGAGCAUGAGCUGCGAGUCGAUUUCGAAGCGUUUUUGGCUGGAGCCGUGCAUAAGCCAAGGGCGGCAGCAUAGGUGUUCAUGCAACAUGCACCAACGCAAGUUCUUUGCUUCACAGACAGAAGAAAAAAGUCGUUUCAUGCUGGCUCGACGGGCACUGGUGAGUGCAAUGGCCACAGCCUCUUGGCAGAAGACAGUAAGAGUCGAUGGAUGGUUUGAGACAGAGGCCGUCCAUGUCCGCGUGUCAAGCUUCUAUGACUUUCUGUUGCGGGCAUCUGGCAGGGCUCUUCUUCCUCUGUUCUUCCAAAGAAUCAGGUCCUGGCGCUCUUGGCGAAGCCUCCGGCCAUCUGCCAUCCUCGCGUGUUCCCCGCUGUCCGGCGUUUCGGAGGCUCCGGAGGCUCCUGGGCCUGGGCAGAACUUUUUGGCAUUGCGGCAUGGCGGGCGCCUCUCAGGAAAGCCUGCGGAAAGGGCCCCAAUCUUCCUGGUACGCCACGGACAGUCCACCUGGAACCUUGCAGCCAAACGACUCGACCUUUGGACGAUGUUCCGCCAGGUGGACCAUGCCUUGACUGCCGAGGGUGUCGAACAGGCUUCCAGGCUGAGGUCCUCAACACAAACUGCCCGACGUAAUGGAGACAUUGAUGCAGAGCAGUUUCUGUCUCCCCAAAGCCUGGUCUUUGCAUCGCCGCUGUCCCGUGCUGUGGCCACAAGCAUCGUGGCGCUGGGCUUGGAGAGGAAGAUCACUCUGUUACCGGACGCGAGGGAGCUGGCAUAUCCGUGGUGCGGGCCGGAUUCGAUCGGCGCAGCUACUGGGGGCGACAUCGCCGAGAGGGCGCUUCAAGAUCUUUCUAAGGUGGAUUCUGCAUAUUCCCAACCACCGAUGGCCGAGGAGGCAGUGAAGAUGAUUGACGCAUCGGCAGCCACUGGCAUUUGGUGGAGCCGCUUCCGGGAGUCCAAGGGCCAGAUGCAGCAGAGGCUCCAAAGCUUGUUGAGCAGACUUCGGCCCGCCGACAGUCCUUCACCGGCCAGUAUAUUGGUGUGCCACAGCUUGUUGAUUCAGCGUCUUUUCAAAGACUUUGCAUCACUGCAGAUGGAGGCGGACAUGCCAGAAUUGCUCUCGCAGCUGCGGGCAAGUAAACUGCAGAACUGCGGCGUGGUGAAAGUCUUGCUCGACGACAACAAACUUGCAUCACGUCUUGAGCCGCGUCGCUCCCAUGUGGCACAGUUACGGUAUUCACCGGUGCUCGACGGCACCGCCAUAUUGACGUGCCAAGACGAAGCCAGCUUCAAGGACCUGCAGCGACUGUUGACUGCAAACGGCCUCCAACUUCCGAAGCACUUCAGUGCAGCUUCUGGCAUCUGCCCGAAACGCUCUGUGAGAAGCGGAUGGAAGGGAUCAUUCUGCUGCCACGAUGUGUCUCCGACAGCGUCCUUCGGCCUUCCACCCCUGGACCUGCAAUGGCAGCGGCUGCAGCUGUGGAAAAGUGUUGCGUUUUGGCACGUCUUGGCCAUUGCAGGGAUGCAAGGGAUCAAAACUGCUUUUGAAGAAGUGGUCUUCAAAAUCCUGGACACGCCAUCGCUCUUGCAGAGCACACAGCCCCUGGGGACUCGCCAGGUGGAUGCGCAGAACCAUCGCCAGGCGUCGCAAGAAGGAUGUGCCUGCUGA